Molecule: messenger RNA, 6146 nt
Organism: Hemiscyllium ocellatum (epaulette shark)
Lineage: Eukaryota; Metazoa; Chordata; Chondrichthyes; Orectolobiformes; Hemiscylliidae
Product: zinc finger protein 721-like
Exons: 4
Coding region: 412-3741 (1109 amino acids)
Biological process (GO): central nervous system development; regulation of transcription by RNA polymerase II
Cellular component (GO): nucleus
Molecular function (GO): DNA-binding transcription factor activity, RNA polymerase II-specific; RNA polymerase II cis-regulatory region sequence-specific DNA binding
Source: RefSeq, a predicted model, not a curated record
AGGGGGUGUUCAGGGUUCGAGGCUGCGCGGCAGGAUCGGAGAAAUCGGCCCAAAGUCUCGAGGAGGCACACAGCAGGUGGCAGCUUCCCUUCCUUGAUGAACAUUACCAAACCGGACGGAUUAUUUUGGCAAUCAGGAAGCUUUCAUGUUAAUCUUUUCCUAAGACCCUCGAAUGACCAGAUCCAUUCAGCUGUACCUCACAACUUGCCUUUGAUUUGUAGUUGGGAAACAAAUGAAACCAUGUCGAGGUUUAGGAAGAAUCAUUUGAUCUGAAACGUUACCUCUGAUGUCUCUCCACAGCUGCUGCCAGACUUACUGAGCUUUUCCAGCAAUUACUAUUUUUGCAAUCCAUGUCGGGUUCUGAUGGAGACGGCGUAUUUACUAUAAUCUCAGUAUUGUGAAAUUUUCAACAUGGAAGGAGAAAGCACUGUUGACAGUUGCAAGAAAUCGUUCACGUGUUCCUUGUGUGGGCAAGACUUCAACCAACCAUCCGACCUAUUAAAACAUAAGUGUAGUGAUGAUGGGCGGAAACUAUGGAAAUGUGAGGACUGUAGGAAGGGAUUCAAAUCCCCAUCCAAGCAGGAAAGCCAUCGGCGCAGUCACAGUGGGGAAAGGCCAUUCACUUGUUCCAUUUGUGGGAAGGGAUUCACUCAGUCAUCCCAUUUAUUUGCACACCAGCCUACGCACACUGGGGAGGGACCGUUUACCUGCUCAAACUGUGGGAAGGGAUUCACUCGGGUAUCCAACCUACUGAGACACCAGUGCACUCAUACUAGUGACAAGGCAUAUAAAUGUCCAGACUGCGGGAAGUUAUAUAAAAAUUCCGGGGAAUUGAUGCACCAUCAAUGUAUUCAUACUGACGAGAGACUGUUCAAGUGUCCUUAUUGUGGGACUAGGUUCAGGCGAUCAUCCUACCUCACUGUCCACCAGCGAAUUCACACAGGGGACAGGCCAUUCAGCUGCUCUGAGUGUGGUAGAGGUUUCACUCAGCUAGCUCACCUGCUGACACACCAGCGCGCACAUACCGGGGAGAGACCGUUUCCCUGCUCUGACUGUGGGAAGAAGUUCACUCAGCUUUCCAACCUACUGAGACACCAGCGGGUUCACACUGAUGAGAGACCGUUUAAAUGCCCAGAUUGUAGCAAGUUCUUCAAAAGUUCCAGGGAAUUGAUCUCCCAUCAACGUACUCACACUGAUGAGAGACCGUUCGGAUGCUCUCGCUGCGGGACUGCGUUCAGGCGAUCAUCUCAACUCACUGUGCACCAGCAAAUUCACACCGGCGAGAGACCAUUUACCUGCCCUGAGUGUGGGAAAGGAUUCAGUGACUCGUCCAACCUGCAGAUACACCAGCGGGUUCACACUGGGGAGAGACCUUUUAAAUGUCCAGACUGCGCAAAGUGCUUUAAAAGUUCCGGAGAGCUGAUGUCCCAUAAACAUGUUCACACAGACGAAAGGCCAUUCAAGUGCUCUCACUGUGGGGCUGGGUUCAAGCACUCAUCUCAACUCACUGUUCACCAGCAAGUUCACACCGGGGAGAGACCGUUCACCUGCUCCGUGUGUGGGAAGGGGUUCAGUGAUUCAUCCAACUUGCUAAUACACCAGCGAGUUCACACCGGCGAAAGACCUUUUCAGUGCCCAGAGUGUGGGAAGUGCUAUAAGAGUUCGGGGGAACUGAAAUCCCAUCAACGUGCUCACACGGACGAGAGACCGUUCAGCUGCCCUCGCUGCGGGAUGAAGUUCAAACGGUCAUCGCACCUCACCGUCCACCAGCGGGUUCACACUGGGGAAAAGCCGUUCUCCUGCUUCAAGUGUGGGAAGGGAUUCACUCAAUUAUCGCAUCUCCUGAGACACCAGCAAAUUCACAAAAUCUGCAUGCAUGUUCUGUGCGUAUACAAGGCUUCAACUGAUCGUCCAGCCAAGGGCACCCACAUCAUGGAGAAACCAUAUAAGUGUGGGGAUUGUGGGAAGGGAUUUAAUUACCCCUCUCAGUUAGAAUACCAUCGACGCAGUCACGUUGGAGCAGGCAUCAUGGAGAAACCGUGGAAAUGUGCAGAUUGUGGUAAGGCAUUCAAUUUUCCUUGCCUGCUGGAAAUUCAUUGUCGCAGUCACACUGGGGAGAAGCCAUUCAUUUGUUCCAUAUGUGGGAAGGGAUUCACUAAGUCAACCAAUUUGCUGAGACACCAGCGAAAUCAUUCGGACGCGAAGCCUUUCAGUUGCACUUAUUGUGGAAAGAGUUUUGGACAGUCCUCGAACCUCACUGCACACCAGCGCAUUCACACUGGGGAGAGGCCGUUCACCUGUCCCGAGUGUGGGAAGGGAUUCACUCAGUCAGCCAGCCUCAUGUUGCAUCAGAGAAUUCACACCGAGGAAAAGCCAUUCAGCUGCAGCUAUUGUGCAAAGAGGUUCAGGCAGUCUUCUGACCUUGCUGCGCACCAGCGGGUUCACACUGGGGAGAAACCGUACACCUGCUCUGUGUGUGGGAAGGGAUUCACCCAUUCGUCUGGCCUUUGGUCACACCAGCGGGUUCACACUGACGAGAAGAUGUUUGUUUGCACUUCCUGUGGAAAGAGGUUCAGGCACUCUUCUGGCCUCACGGCACAUCAGCGCACUCACACUGGGGAGAGGCCAUUCACCUGCUUCCUGUGUGGGAAGAGAUUCACUCAGUUAUCUCACCUGCUGGCACACCAGCGCGUACACACCGGGGAGAAGCCGUUCAUCUGCCCAGAGUGUGGUAAAGGAUUCGCUCAGUCCGCCCAUCUGCUAACACACCAAAGAGUUCACACUUGCCUGGAGCCAGACAAGGACACAUGCGCCACGGAGAAACCGUGGAAAUGUGGCGACUGUGGGAAAGGGUUCGAUUACCCAUCCCAGCUGGAAAUUCAUCGACGCACUCAUACGGGGGAGAGACCGUUUAUCUGUUCCAAGUGUGAGAAGGGAUUCACGCAUUUAUCCAGCUUGCAGGCACAUCAGAGAACUCACAACGGGGAGAGACCAUUCACCUGCUCUGUCUGUGGGAAGAGAUUCACCCAGUCUUCCAACCUGCUGAGGCAUCAGCGGGUUCACACCGGAGAGAGGCCAUUCGCCUGUUCUGAAUGUGGGAACGCCUUUACUCAGUUGUCCAACCUGCUGCAGCACCAGCGGGUUCACACAGACGAGAGACCUUUUAAAUGCCUAGACUGUGCGAAGUGCUAUAAAAGCUCCAGGGAACUGUCAUGCCACCAGCGUGUUCACACCAAUGAGAGACCAUUCAGAUGCUCUUACUGCGGGUCUGGGUUCAGGCGAUCGUCUCAACUCACAGAGCACCAGCGAAUUCACACCGGGGAGAGACCGUUCAGAUGCUCAGAGUGUGGGAAGAGAUUCACUCAGUCAUCCAAGCUGUGGAGACACCAGCGUGUUCACUCUGAUAUGAGAGCUUUUAAAUGCUCCGACUGUGAGGAGAGUUUUAAAAGCAGCAAUGACCUGCUGAAACACCAGCGCAUUCACACUGGGGAGAAGCUGUUCACCUGCUCCGAGUGUGGGAAGAGAUUCACUCGGUCAUUCACCUUGCUGAGACACCAACGACUUCAUGCUGGGGAGAAGCUGUUCAUCUGCUCCGAGUGUGGGAAGGACUCACUUGGUCAUUCACCUUGUUGCAGCAGCAGCGAGUUCAUUCCGAGGAAAGGCCGUUCACCUGAUCUGUGUGUGGGAAGGGAUUCACUUGUUCUUCCCCCACAGCUGAGAGACUCACGAGUUCCUGUAUAACUGCAGGGGUUGGAUUCUAUUUUUGCUGCUGUCCAUCAGCUGCAGGAUUGAAUGUAGGACUUAACUCUGAUGUGGGAAAGAAAUGAGCCUGAGCUGCGCUCUCACAUGGUUCAGAGCUCCUAGACAUGGAGCACACAGGCUCCUUUAAAACUGGUUUUUGAGGUUGGUAAGAACAACGGGGAAUGCUGGAAACAUUCUUGAAUCAGAAACUCGGAUUGAACUUGGAUUUGUUCCUGACUGAAAGUUGACCGUCCGAGAAUGACUGUGGUCGCUAUGGUCCGAGGAUUUAAAAUGUAUGUGUGAAUAUUCCUGAUUCUCCCAGUGUAUGUAGGGGCUAAAGCAACAGCAACUUGUAUUUAUGUAGAAACUUCCAGAUUGAUGCCUUAGGUUGAUGCCUUUUCCUCUGAAGAGCCAUGUACGUCAGUUAUUUUGGGAAGAAAAAUGUGUUGUUAACUCAUGCUUGUUAUCUUGUGCCACCUCAAAUAAUGUGUUAUCUGGGAAAUCAAUGCUUUCCUGAUUGCAUUAUAUUUAAUGGUGGGCUGACGAAUCUUGACGUUAUCGCUGAAGUAUUCUGCUUCUGCGUGAAUCUAAGUAUGGCAUCUGUCGGCAUGAAUACAGAGGGUAAUCUUAAUACGUGAUUGCAUCACCGAAUAAAGAAUUAAACAGCCUGAUGAUAUGCCUGGAAUAUUGUGUGCAGCUUGGUCUGCCUAAUGAGGAAGGAUGCGAUUAUCACGAAGGGAGUGUUUUGCCAGACUGAUUCCUGGGAUUGCGGGACUGGUAGAUGAGCGGAGAUUGAUUCAGUUAGGGUUAUGCUCACCGGACUUCAGAAGAAUGAUGAGGAAUCUCAUCGCAUCUUUUAGGUUUCUAACAGGACUAGAGAGGGUAGGUACAGGAAGGAUGUUCCUAAUUCUGGGGGACAUCCAGAACCAAGCAGUCCCGGUCUGGGGAUACAGGUUCAACCAUUUCGGACUGAGAUGAGGAGAAGUUCACCCAGAAGGUGGGGGAGCCUGUGAAACUCGCUGUCACGGAAAGCAAUCAAGGCCAAAACAUUGAACAGUUUCAAGAAGGAAUUAGAUAUAGCACUUGGGGUUAAAGGGAUGAAAUGAUAUGGGAGGGAAAGCAUAUUGAGAUGGAUUGCAGCCACGAUUAUCAUGAAUGGUACAGUAGGCUGGAAGGGCUGAAAGGCGAUCUUUACCUUGUCAGGCCGACACAUAACUCCAAACCCACAGCCAGUGUGGUUGAUUCUUAACUGCCCUCUGGGCAAUUAGGUAUGGGUAAUAAAUGCUGGCCUGGCCAGUGAUACCCACAUCAUGUGAAUGAAUUAAAGAAAACAAAAUAGCACAUUAUUGCAGGUGAAUAGUUUGCUGUUAAUUGACUCUUGUUUUUCCCCCAAUUUUAAAAUUGGAAGUGAAACCAGUCAUUGUACAACACUAGAGUGGAUCACUGUUAGUUCAAAAUCUCCUGAUUGGUUAUGGACUUAUAAUUUGCAGUGCCUCUUGAGAGGUUCAAGUCUUUUGGAUGCUGUUACUGUCCAGAAUUUGAUUUGGGCCAAGUUCAAAUGAACAAAGCUGGUUGCAUAGCAUGAAUGACAAAGGUUGUGUGUAAUUGACUGAUAAGGCUACGUUUGGAAAGCAGAGACUGAAACCCCGGCUACCAGUGGGCUUUCUAAACAGAGGCAUGGCUCAGUUGGCUGAACGGCUGGUUUGCGAUGCACAGUGACAUGAACAGCGUGGGUUCAAUUCUUGCACCUGCUGAGGGUAUCGUGAAGGAUCCUCCCUCUCCACCCAUCCCCUCACUUGAGGUGUGGUGACCUACAGUUUAAAAUGCCACCAGUUGUGUCUCUCCAGUGAGAGAGCAGCCCUGUGGUCUUCGAAGUUGAUAGCGACUUUACCUUUCAGUAUCGUAGACAGGGAAAACCUAGGAGAAAGGAUGCCCAGGUAGAGCAUUAGAGAGCUGACUGAGGCUAAAAUAUUAAAAGUAGAGCCUUGAAGCUGCUUGUGUCAGUGAGUAUAGGGACAUCAGGGAAAUGAUUGAAAACAGCAUGUAACGGCCUUGUGAUAAGAGGAAAGCAAAGCAACGAUGAACACACAGAAUAUCAUGUGAUUCGGUGAGGCGAUCAUUGCUCACUUGAACUGUGACUGGCCACCUGAAGACCCCCUCAAGCAAAAGCCAAUGUGACAAAUCAGAGUCAGAAAAUAAAGAUCCAAUGAGAGAACAAGCAUGAAGGGGAAAGAUUGAGACUGUGAAAGCUCCAAGAAAAAACCCUUGUGUCUCUCCUGUCCCAUUGUCGAUGUGAAUAAUGUACUCCACAUUAAAUUGUAAAUUGCUGCACUUGUUUGUCACUAUAGAUUACUCGAAAGCAGAUGAAUCUGUCGUGAAUUUGUCUCAAUAAAGUAGAUUUCUAA